AUGUCUCGUGAAAGCCUUCUUCUCUCUUCCGCUGAGAAACCAAAUCCUUCUAAAGAAACUCUUCCCUCUUCUUCUUCCUCUUCAGCGUUAGGAAAAAACGGAAUGCCGACUCGCAAACUCGAAAUCACGGCCAUAUCAGCGGAAGGUCUCCUCGACGGCAGAAAACCGGUGAAGAAGAACGUCUUCGUAGCCUUCGAAAUCGCCGAGAAUCAAUGCAACGGGGCGAUUGUGAGAACGAGGGUGGACGAGGUGGGUGGGGAUUAUCCGGUGUGGGAAGAUAAGCUAGAGAUGGAGUUCUCGUUACCUUCCUCGUCGGAGAAGAAGAAGAAAGAGAGUUUCAUGUACGUUAGGGUUUGUCGACAGGUCUCUGGCGGCGGGGGCUCGGGGAAAGAUAAGCACGUGGGGACGGCACGUGUGCCUGUGAAGGAUUUUAUGGGAGGAUAUGCGCCUGAGGGUUUCUUGCAUUGUUUGAGUUACAGGUUGUGGGAUGAAUACGGGAAGAGGAACGGUGUUGUUAAUUUCUCGGCGAGGAUCGUGACGGAUAAAAAGGGCGGUGGUGAGCGUUCGUUUUGGUUGAGGUAG
Molecule: messenger RNA, 582 nt
Organism: Eruca vesicaria subsp. sativa (arugula)
Lineage: Eukaryota; Viridiplantae; Streptophyta; Magnoliopsida; Brassicales; Brassicaceae
Source: the annotation of a GenBank genome assembly